Molecule: messenger RNA, 1028 nt
Organism: Brassica napus (rape)
Lineage: Eukaryota; Viridiplantae; Streptophyta; Magnoliopsida; Brassicales; Brassicaceae
Product: 14-3-3-like protein GF14 omega
Exons: 4
Coding region: 1-780 (259 amino acids)
Biological process (GO): signal transduction
Cellular component (GO): cytoplasm
Source: RefSeq, a predicted model, not a curated record
AUGGCAGUUUCAUCGCGCGAGGACUACGUAUACAUGGCCAAGCUCUCCGAGCAAGCCGAGAGGUACGAAGAGAUGGUCGAAUUCAUGGAGAAGCUCUCCGCCGCCGCAGACGGCACCGAGCUCACCGUCGAGGAGCGCAACCUCCUCUCCGUCGCGUACAAAAACGUGAUCGGCGCCCGCCGCGCUUCGUGGCGGAUCAUCUCCUCGAUCGAGCAGAAGGAAGAGAGCCGCGGCAACGAGGACCGCGUCAAGACGAUCCGCGACUACAAGGCGAAGAUCGAGUCGGAGCUAGCGGGGAUCUGCGACGGGAUCCUGAAGCUGCUCGAGUCUGCGCUCGUCCCUUCCGCCGCUUCCGAGGAUUCCAAGGUCUUCUACCUCAAGAUGAAAGGCGAUUACUAUAGGUACUUGGCUGAGUUCAAGAUCGGUAAGGAGAGAGAUGACGCCGCUGAUAACACUCUCUCCGCUUACGAAUCUGCUCAGGAGAAUGCGAAGGGGCUAGCUCCAACUCACCCGAUCCGUCUUGGUUUGGCAUUGAACUUCUCUGUGUUUUAUUACGAGAUCCUCAAUUCUCCUGAUCGUGCUUGCAACCUCGCUAAAACGGCUUUUGAUGCUGCCAUUGCUGAGUUAGACACGCUAGGGGAAGAGUCGUACAAGGAUAGCACUUUGAUCAUGCAACUUCUACGUGACAACCUCACUCUCUGGACAUCCGACAUGCAGGAUGAAGCUGCUGAUGAGAUCAAGGAGGCAACGCCUCCAAAGCCAACAGAGGAGCAGAAGUGAUAUGAAUCUUUUGUUAGGGAUUGAAUGAAACCAUCUUUCUUCGUCAGUAUUUGUGUCUAAUCAAAGAGGUGUGUGUGUCCCUCUCUCUCUUUCUUUCAAUGGUGAAGUUACACUCUCCUUUUGUUUUUUUUUUACUCUUUUGGAUCGAUUUCGAUUAUCAGAAUGGAAUCUUGCUCCGUUUGUUUUCAGAUCAUGAAAGUUUUUUUCAUGUGAUUUAGGAAAUAAAUAAGCAGAAUUAACGAUGUUUA